ACCUCGUUACACCUAACCAUACCCACCUUUUUGGUUUUCACUUGCUUCACUCUUUCCUUUGCCGGCAGCCGGCGAUCACCGUUUCCCGGCGGUGCCUUUAUUCGUCUGGUCAUCGAGGGAGUAGCCGGAGUAGGUAUUUAUUGUUCUUUUGAUAUAUAUAUAUUAUCUAUAUAUAUGACGUCUGGGUCGAGAUUACCGACUUGGAAGGAGAGAGAGAAUAACAAGCGGAGAGAGAGACGGCGACGAGCUAUCGCCGCCAAGAUAUUCGCCGGACUUAGAGUCUACGGAAACUACAAGCUGCCUAAGCACUGCGACAACAACGAAGUAUUGAAAGCCCUUUGUAACGAAGCUGGUUGGAUAGUGGAAGAAGAUGGAACUACUUAUCGUAAGGGAUGUAAACCUGUUGAAGUAGUACGUAUGGAGAGUAUGGGUGGAUCGGCAACAGGCAGUCCAUGUUCAUCAACAUACCAACCAAGUCCAAAUGGUUCCUACAAUUUCAGCCCUACUUCCUCAUCUAUUCCAAGCUCCUCCACCUCAUCCCUUUAUGCAUCUAAUAUUAUUCCAGAUCCAAAUUCUCUUAUCCCUUGGCUAAAGAAUCUAUCUUCAUCUGGUUCUUCGUCGUCCAAAUUCCCACACCAUCUAUAUAUGGGUGGUAGCUCUAUAAGCGCUCCGGUGACCCCUCCCCUAAGUUCACCCACUUGUGGGACUCCUAGAUUAAUGGAUGAUCAAAUUAGCAAAGGCCAGCACUAUCCCUUUUUACCAACUUCUUAUUGUUGUUCUACUCCACAUAGUCCUGGUCUCCAAACUCCGGCGGCUGAUUCAGGAUGGGUAACACCUCAAGAAGGAGCAUCAUCUCCUACAUUCAGCCUACAGGUUGCAUCCUUGGGAUUGAAACCAUGUUCUCCUGCUGAUCAGAAGCAAACAGCAGACGUGGCAAUGUCGGAUGCUUGUCAUGAGUUUGCUUUUGGUGGUAGUAGUAGUAUGAAUAUGAAAGGUUUAGUGAAAGCAUGGGAAGGAGAAAGGAUUCAUGAGGAAUGCAUUUCAGACGAUCUUGAGCUUACCCUUGGGAAUCCCACCACCAGAUGAUGAAUUGAAGAGCAGUGAAGGAUGGAUAUAUGGAUUUUAGAUACACAAAUACAAAUAGUAUGUAUGUAUGAUUUUUAUUUUUUAAAGUGUUUCUAUUGAGAAAUUAAUUAAGGGAGAGUGUGGUUUCUUCUGCAAUUCUGCAGCUGGGUUGGCUUCCAUCAUAGGACUUUCUUUUCUAUUUGAUUGAUUAAUGCUUUAUGGU
Cynara cardunculus var. scolymus (artichoke) is the source of this 1288-nucleotide messenger RNA. RefSeq names its product BES1/BZR1 homolog protein 4-like. Gene Ontology annotation, biological process: DNA-templated transcription; brassinosteroid mediated signaling pathway. The transcript is spliced from 3 exons. The record is from RefSeq and is a predicted model, not a curated record. Gene Ontology annotation, molecular function: DNA-binding transcription factor activity. Lineage: Eukaryota; Viridiplantae; Streptophyta; Magnoliopsida; Asterales; Asteraceae. The coding region runs from base 175 to 1086 and encodes 303 amino acids.